Symbiodinium sp. CCMP2592 is the source of this 2799-nucleotide messenger RNA. The record is from the annotation of a GenBank genome assembly. NCBI's taxonomy places the organism in Eukaryota, Dinophyceae, Suessiales, Symbiodiniaceae.
AUGGAUGAGGUGUUGCCAAACUCUGUGGUUCCACAGGGAACCAUGCCGCUGACGGGCGGCACAGAAGGGGCCUUGCCGCAUUCGGUGGUCCCGCAAGGAACUGUGCCGCUGACCAGCAUUGGGGCUGACACCUUGUCGCCUGCCAAGCUGGCAGGUUUCUCAACCAAGACUAACAAGUCCGGGGGCGGAACGCAGACCGCGGUCAUGCACCAGGCCCUCGACGGUCAGCUGGAGGAGAUCUACACCGUUCUGGAAGAAGGGAUGGACUCUGCAAAUUGUAGAUCGCUCUUGGAUGGCUCCUAUCCUUUCACCUUCCAGUACAAGAAGCGGAAGUGCACGGGCGGGGCCAUCCACAUCGCUGCGCUGCAAUCCGAUGGGCAACUCCUCGAGCAGCUCCUGGACCUCAACGUCGACAUCAACGUGGAGUGCCGCUACAUGACCUUCGAGAAGGAGGGCCGGGCAAUGCCCAUCCACCUGGCCGUGCAGGGCUGUCUGGAGAACGUUCAGCUGCUGAUAAAUGCUGGCGCGGACGUGAACGCUCGAGUCAAGGUGGAUGGUUCAGAUCACUUUUGCCCUCUCCACGACGCUGUGUUCUUCCGCGAUGUCGACAUGGUCCAGUACUUGUUGGAGAAGGCUGCCAGCGUCAAUGCGCUGAACAUGGAUCGUGCCGCGGUCAUUCCCCUAAGCCCUAUAAGCCCCUACCAGACCUGUCACCGCUUUCCCGACCCCCGAGGAAUGACUCCGCUCCAUGUGGCUGCAAAGAUGGGUGCUUCGGAGGUGGCGGAGGUCUUGGUGCGCCACGAGGCCGACACCGAGCUCAGGGACGAGAGCCAGCGGAGCGCGCUGGAGGUGGCCGUUGAGUCCGGAGUAUUUCCUCAGCGUCGGCUUCAUCUUCUGGCGAGAUUUCGCAUUGGCGACAUCAUGAUCGUAUCCGAGCACUGCCCCAGUGCCACAACGGAGUUCAUUCGGAAUCUUUUGUGCGACUACGCUGGUGCAGAGUCGGCGGACCAAGUGGCGCACAAGACCAACGUCGCAGAUGAGCUGCAGACGGAGGAAAACCUGACGGUCGAGCACUGGAUAGCGCUUCUGGACAACACCCCAGAUGCCGCAGACUAUCUGCUGGAAAUCCUGACCGUGGAGCCUGACGAGGACAGCGUCUACUACCAUCCAUUGCCCAACCAGGCCAUCCUCAAGGAGCUCAGGGCAGACUACAACACGGACGACAGCUGGAAAUGCGACACUGAAACCGGUGACAGGGCCAAGGCGUGGCCCGCUUGGCAUGACCGCCUGGCCCCUGGCGCCCGCGCCGUGCGGAAGGGACGGCGGAUUUCCCACGCCCCUUCCAAUCGCAUCUCGAAGUUUGUGAUGCGCCAACCGAACCCUCGGACGAACCAGCCAAAGUUUGUGGACUCGCGCGACUUGCAGCCAGUGCACAUGCGGCAACUGCGAUUGAAAGGCAUUGUUUGCCCCGAGGUGUUGCAGGCACUCAGUGAGACCAAGUAUGUCGAGAUUUUCAGAAAUCCCGCCGUCACUGCAACCUUGACAUACUGUUGGGAUGCCUUCGUGUUGAAAUGGUACUUACUCCAGCUGCUGCACCGGCUUCUGGAAUUGAUCGUGCUGUCUGCAUGGACCUACUCCAAGUCUCAGGACUUCAACAACAAGCAGGUCCCUUACUGGCAGCGCCGCAUCUCCUGGACCUUCAUGUUUGAAAGCGCUGUUCGAGAUACCUACAUAGAAGCCUUCCAAGCCUACGGCUACUGCAUCCAGCUUCAGAACCCUGGGUCUUAUUUUGGCAAUGGAGGCAACUACGUGGAUGUCGCGGUUAUCUCCAUCUUCAAUGUGGUGGUUGGACAGGCUUUGUAUUCUGGCCAGUUCAACUUGGAUGCAGAGGAGGAGCUUUUUGCCCUGUUGGUCUUUGUUCGCUGGUUCCAGAUGCUUUUCGCACUGCGUGCUUUCAAGCUGGGCAUGAUUGGCGUAAAAGGAAUUAUUCCCAUUCUGCACUCUGUCAAGAAGAUAGGGGGCAUGGGGAUCAUCUGUGGCUUCGUUUUUGCCGGAUUCUGGCAUGCCUUCAUGAUCCUGGACAACGGUCUCGAAGGCCCUUAUAAAAUUCUUGUGGGAACGGUGAAGCUGCUUUUCAUGGUGGAUGGCGAUGGCAUCGUGCAAGUCUUGAAGCUUGGCAACCGUGGUGAUGAGGCUGGCAACGGGGACUACAUCACGCUGGCCAGCUUGAUGGUUGCGGUGAUCAUCUUCUGUAUUAGUUUGCUGAAUUUAUUUAUUGCUGUACAUGGAAGGGCAUACUCCGAAGCCCACAUGCAUGCCACCAACCUAUUCCUCCAGGAAAGGGCUUCCAUUUGUGUGCACUGCAUGGUGCAGCUACGGUUACCCAUGUGCUGCGGCCACCAGAGGAAAUGGUGGCAGCUGGGCUACUUCGUUUUGGCCUUUCUGGCAUUCGGAGGAUGGGUUCUAUGUAUUCUUAUUGAAGAUUGUCCUGCCAUCAUUCCUGCAGUGCUGCUCUCCUUGGCUUUCUACCUGUUCAACGGACUGCUGCUGGAGCGGCCAUGGACUAACGAAGAUGUCUGCAGUCGUAGCUACCUUUGGUGGUGUGCACCGACAAGCAAGCAAUACGGCAUCUCCGGUGAAGCGGAGCAAGCGCAGAUGGUGGAAGACAUGGCCGAGAGGCUGGUGCGGCUUGAGAAGUCGCUGGAAGAGCUGCGGCAAAGCACCCUCCUCCAGGCGGGGCGGCCGCAGACACGCGGUGGUCGGAUGGGCAACACUCGGCUGGGGGGGCGAUGGCAUUGA